This is a messenger RNA of Lynx canadensis (Canada lynx), 10231 nucleotides long. It is a transcript of the gene TEAD4, whose product is annotated as TEA domain transcription factor 4. Gene Ontology annotation, biological process: embryonic organ development; hippo signaling; regulation of transcription by RNA polymerase II. The record is from RefSeq and is a predicted model, not a curated record. Lineage: Eukaryota; Metazoa; Chordata; Mammalia; Carnivora; Felidae. Bases 3580 to 4968 code for a protein of 462 amino acids. Gene Ontology annotation, cellular component: transcription regulator complex. Gene Ontology annotation, molecular function: RNA polymerase II cis-regulatory region sequence-specific DNA binding; DNA-binding transcription factor activity, RNA polymerase II-specific. The transcript is spliced from 12 exons.
UUUCUUUUUAAAAAAUUCACCUUUGUUGAGGUAUAAGUGACUUAAAAUUGUAAGAUAUGUUAAGUGUGCAUUGUGGUGACCUGAUAUUCAUACACAUUGUGAAAGGAUCCCCCCUCAUCUGCUUAAUUAUCACAUCUGUCACCUCAUGUCUUUCUUUUUGGUGAGAACAUUUAAGCUGUAUUCUCAGCAAUUUUCAAUGAUACGAUACAGUGUUAUCGGCAGUAGUCACCCCAUUCUACACUAGAUCCUCAGAUCUUAUUCAGCUUGUAGUUGAACCACCUCCCCCCACUUCUCCUACCCUCAGCAGAUGGUUGUUAAUGGACUGGUGUCAGGAAGGAGGCCCACCCUAAGCAGGAAGUCAUUGUGAGUAAACUUGGGGUUCAGGGGUUGCUGAGGAGACCAAGGGGGCUAGAGGGGAGAGAGGGGAUGAGUCUGGCAUCCACUGUUCCUGAUUUCCCUUCCUGUUCUUACUAAGAAAUGAGGUCAGGGCAGUGAAGACUUAGAGAUCUACUGCAACCCCCCAAAUCAGGGAGUUUGCACAGAGCUCUGCAUCUUGUACUUGUGGUUCAGUGUGUGUAGCACUGUUUGGCACUCGUACGGUUGGGCCCAGUCUCCAGAGUCUAGUCCAGUGGGAAUAGCCAACGUAAUGAUGGGAGGGCUCAUUCUUGUCUCUGCUCUGAAAUGUAUUGAUACAAAGGAUCCACACUGCAUCCAACGUAGAUGUUCUAUAACCACAACUCUGGUGGAUUGAACAAAGCACCUGAGGUUCAGAGACAUAACUCCACUGGCCUUGGUUACCAAGCCUUGCAGAUAAGCCCACCAGCCUGAAGAAGGUCUCAUGCUCUCAGAUUGAGGCAGAAGCUGCUAACUACUUUAGCAGCUCCCUCUGCUUACUCUAACUUUAUACUUCUGAGACUCAUAUAGUGGGAGAUGGGAUGGUUCUCCUGGAAAGAAAUCCCAUUUUCUCUUUCCUCUCAGCUUAUUUAAAGAGUCAUUGGAAUAAAGGUGGCCAUUCUUUCCAGGGGCCCCAGGAGAGCAUCAGAGUAAGAGCUGAGGCAGGUGUGCUGGAUGUCAGGGCCCACGGGUCAUGAGGACCCUGAUGGAGCUGGAGCCUUUAGCCUGGAUCCCAGAGCUCUUGGAAUCUGAGUCGGGAGACAAGGGGCAGAGAGAACCGUUUCUACCCUCAUAAUUGGGCAGGGAACUCAGGGCCCCUCUGAAUUGUUUCUCCUUUACUCUGGAUGAUACCAGGCAAGUGUCAUAAACUUUGAGUUUCAGUCUCCAUCACUUCCGAUUUGGGGUCGGGAGCACAGGGAGGAGGUUAUAACAUGCAUUGACCCUCAACAAGUUAGAGAUACUAUGAUAAAAGGAAAUGAGUAGGAGAUUUGUUCUUGACUGAGGAAAGGGAAUCAGUGGGAUAACUGGUACUACCUAAAGUAGGGUGACAUCUAUCUAAAUUCCCAACACUGAGCCAGGAGAGUUGGGGGAGGUGCUAAUGUAUAAGAAAUAAUUAUGUGCUCAGGUAGCUCACAGACCAGUGGGGAAGUAGGUGAACACAGAUCAGGCACUGUCCUGUGUUGAGUUGCAUCUUGGGGGUUCUGCAGGCUAGGGGGAGAAGGGUAGAGCUUAGUGGUCCCUGAUGGCCAUGGAAAGGUACUGAAGGGGUGGGCUUUUGAGCAGGAGAUGGAGAUUUUGAUUGAGGAUAUGGCCCUGGAGCAGGCAGGGGACAGGACCAAAGGGGAUGAGGUCUGGUUCUUCAACUUUCUCAGGGCAAGCCAUUUGCCCUCCCUGAGGCUUCGUUUCUCCAUUUAUAACCUGGGGAUCCUUAUCCCCUUCUUCUCCUGAAAGUGUUUUUGGGGAGUUUAUUCUUCUCAUUAUUAAAAAGAUCUUAAUAAAAGCCUAUGAGUUCUAAUUCUCCUGAAAAUUCCUGAGUAACUGGCAUCUGUGAUCCCUAGGGUGGAGCUGAGUGUUGUUUGGACCUGGAGCUGGCAUUGGGUGGGCCAUCUGGUGGGCUUUUGGGUGGGGCUGGGGGCAGAACCAGAGGCCUCCAGGCCAGGCCCUGGAAGCUAAGCCAAGGAUUAUUUUUAUUCCUCUGUUCAUGGCACAUGGCCCAGGCAUAACUGUGCCAUCUGUCCUCCCCUCCUGCUCUCGUCCUGGCAGGCCCAUGGGGUCAUUGUGGAGGGUUUGGGGAAGGAGGGGGAGCGGGGCUCCUUCUCUGGACUGGUGUUGGCUUACCCUCCAUUCUACUAGCUGCAGGGCCUAGGCUGUGUGGGAGGUUUGCCUGGUGAGGGAAGGCAGCUGCCAGGCCUGGGGCCGUGGGCGGUGAGGCUGGGAGAGGCCAGCCAGUGAGAGCUAUGGCCUGGGGGCAGCAGGGCCACACAGGGCUGGGAGCAACUCCAUUUCAGUCACAAAUCCCGGGGCUUGGGGCCUUGGGUGACCCCCUGCCUUGCUUCCCCUGGGAUGGACCCAAUCUUGGGAACACAAAGCGCAGGUCCUCAGAAACCUCACUUGUGGGGCAGUAUCUGACAGGACUCUCUGGUUUUCCCCAGGUCUGGUGGUCCACUGGGCUGCCCUGGGCCCAACUAAUACAGGGGCUGAACGUGCUUACUUCACCUGGCUGGUCUAGCUCAGCUGUGGUGAAAGAGGGCCCAGAGACCCUGGUCUCUACUUCUCAGAAAGGUUUACAUAGUAUCAGGGAGGUUGGGCUUCCCUCCUUUCCUUCUCUCCUUUCUGGACUUCAUAGCACCCUCCAUCUGGCUUGGGGUAACCAUUUGGGUUUAGUGCCAGGUCCCAGAAGAGAAUCCAGGCUGAAGUUAGGACAUACAAGACUUUAAGUAUUAAUAUUAUUUAUUUAUUAACAUUAAUCAAUACUAGCUGAAGGUAUAUGUAUCUGUUAGGUCCAUUUAGGACUUUAGACCUUCCACGUGAGGCAUUAUUUGUAGCUUAGAUAAUGAUGGUGACAAUUAAUAUAGCUCUUACUGAGCACUGACUCUACGUCAUGCGCCAUGCUAGUUAACAUCAGAUCUUGUUGACCAGCAUAUGGGAUAUCUCUCCGUGGCAGGUCAGUUCUCCAGCCUUCUCUGAGCAAAGCCACAGGUGAAAGUCUGCAUGGUAGGAGCGGUCCCAGAAGAAGUGGAGGACCUGGGCAGUGAAUGUGAGCCACAGGCACUGUAGGACAGAAAGGACCUUAGAUCCCAAUCUAAGAAAUGGACGAAUUUGACAAUGGUCACACGGUUGCUUAUAACACUGGAACUAGAACCAGUCUCUUGAUGCCCAGACAUCACACUUUCAUUUUACAAACCUCCAAAAUAAAUCCCAAAGGGAUUAACCUACAACUGAAGCUCUCCCCCUGGUGUGCCAAAGUCCGAACAUUUACUGAUAUUUUUUUGGUUUCCUGACACUAAACACAGAACAGUUCAUUUUCCCCACAGGGAAAUCAUUACUUCACAAAAAGCACUUAGCAAAUCUCUACUCAUUUAUUCAUUCUUUUGUUCUUCGCAUUGUGCAGUGUGCUGAGGACUUAGAGAAAGACAACCAUCCCCACCCUCGUGAAGUCUGACGUAUGGUGGAGGCCCAUCAUUCAUGGGAGAUGGAGGGGUCAGAUAUGUAAAGCACGGGGACCUGUUGGAGCUCAGAGGUCCAACGGGCGCUCCUCCAAGCGGAGCCUUGGAGGGCAAGGCCGGCACCAUUACCUCCAACGAGUGGAGCCCUCCUAACUCCCCUGAGGGGAGCAACGUCUCUGGGGGCAGCCAGGCAUUGGACAAGCCCAUCGACAAUGAUGCGGAGGGUGUAUGGAGUCCGGACAUCGAGCAGAGCUUCCAGGAGGCCCUGGCCAUCUACCCGCCUUGCGGCCGCCGCAAAAUCAUCCUCUCGGAUGAGGGCAAGAUGUACGGUCGGAAUGAGCUGAUUGCCCGCUACAUCAAGCUCCGGACAGGCAAGACCCGCACCAGGAAGCAGGUCUCCAGCCACAUCCAGGUGCUGGCCCGUCGCAAAGCCCGCGAGAUCCAGGCCAAGCUAAAGGACCAGGCAGCUAAGGACAAGGCCCUGCAGAGCAUGGCUCCCAUGUCGCCCGCCCAGGCCAUCUCCGCCACAGCCUUCCACAGUAAAAUGGCCCUCGCCCGGGGCCCAGGCCACCCAGCAGUCUCAGGGUUUUGGCAAGGAGCUUUGCCGGGCCAAGCUGGAACAUCCCAUGAUGUGAAACCUUUCUCUCAACAAACCUACGCUGUCCAGCCUUCGCUGCCUCUGCCAGGGUUUGAGUCUCCUGCAGGACCCGCCCCAUCGCCCUCAGCGCCCCCGGCACCCCCAUGGCAGGGCCGCAGUGUGGCCAGCUCCAAGCUCUGGAUGUUGGAGUUCUCUGCCUUCCUGGAGCAGCAGCAGGACCCUGAUACGUAUAACAAGCACCUGUUUGUACACAUUGGCCAGUCAAGCCCAAGCUACAGUGACCCCUACCUCGAAGCCGUGGACAUCCGCCAGAUCUAUGACAAAUUCCCAGAGAAAAAGGGGGGACUCAAGGAGCUCUUUGAACGGGGACCUUCCAAUGCCUUUUUUCUUGUGAAAUUCUGGGCAGACCUCAACACCAACAUCGAGGAUGAAGGCAGCUCCUUCUACGGAGUCUCCAGCCAAUAUGAGAGUCCGGAGAACAUGAUAAUCACUUGCUCCACCAAGGUCUGCUCCUUUGGCAAGCAGGUGGUAGAGAAAGUGGAGACCGAGUAUGCCCGCUAUGAGAAUGGCCACUACUCAUACCGCAUUCAUCGGUCCCCACUCUGCGAGUACAUGAUCAAUUUCAUCCAUAAGCUGAAGCACCUGCCCGAGAAAUACAUGAUGAACAGCGUGCUGGAGAACUUCACCAUCCUGCAGGUGGUCACCAACAGAGACACGCAGGAGACCUUGCUGUGCGUUGCUUAUGUCUUUGAGGUGUCAGCCAGCGAGCACGGGGCUCAGCACCAUAUCUACCGGCUGGUGAAAGAAUAAGAGACUCAGGGAGCAGGGAGGGGGGAAGUGACAUCGUGUGUGCAGGGACAUGGGGAGGGGAUCUGUGGGGGCGGCCCCUGAAGUGCCAGGAGAGCUGAGAGGUCAUGACUCUUCCUAUCCAGGAACAAACUGUGCCUGAACCUCCAAUGCCCAAUCCCAAAUAAACCCAAGAUGGUGUGUAUUUUCAGAGGACCUGAUCUGGCUGUAUGAGCCUCGGGAGGGACUGUGGGAGAAGGGGAACCGACUGGGAAGCAGGCCAGAAGCAAUUCCCGAAAUCCCCAGUGGACUCAGCCAGGAACGUCGCCAGAUGCUGAAGCUCAAGAUAGGAUGGCUCCUCUGCUGCUAUCGAGCCCUGCACUGUGCUGCUGGCCACGCUGGGAGGCCCGAGGAUAGGCUCGCGGGUUCUCUGUUCCUCCUCUGCUGUCAUCGAGCCCUGCACUGUGCUGCUGGCCACCCUGGGAGGCCUGAGGAUAGGCUUGUGGGUUCUGUGCAUAUGCAUGUGUGCACGUGCGGGACUUGUGCACGUCCCUGGCCACCUCUGUUGCCCCUUCCCCAGCACAGUAAGCAGGGAGGCUUGGUCCAGCCCGGGGGUUGGAUUUGGGAUGUGGAGGUGACAGUUGUUGGAAAGGUUGGAAGGGGACACAGCCAGAGCUCUCUAGAUAGUUUCUAUCCGUCCAUCCCCAGUGGGCAUAGAUUCCAUGGUCAUGCUGGCUGCUUCGGAGUAGCUGUCGCAGAUCAUAGGAGCUUGAGACAGGGAGGGUGAGAGGGGUGGCAUGGAAGCCAGCCUGCAGAGUUUAGGUGGUGAGGCUGGUAUCACACAGCAUCCUUUGUGGGGGGUGAAGGCCAAGAAAAUGGGUCAGAGGUCUGCAGUGCACCAGUGGUCUCUGAGACCACCCAGUUCUGAUGAUCUGUGAGUCCUCCCUGGGCUCCCCUCCACCCCCAGCCGGGGUGCCUGCUGGGUGGUGACUGCCUCGGAGUCAGUCCAGACUGUCCACUCCCUCCCCAGACAGUAGUAGUUUCUGUACUCUCUGUGGGUGGAGGAGGGGGGUGAAACCCUCUCUGGGCCUUGAGGGAACCAGUGAAGGGUUCCCUGGUUCAUCUCUUUUGAGAAGUGCAUGGGCUGAGGGUUUUGGUGGUCCUGGCUUCAGUCCUGGUAUUUUUUAGCUGUCUGACCUUGGGCAAAUUUCUCUACCUGUCUGAGCCUUAGUGUCCUUUGCUCUCUCUAAAAGGGAAGGCAAUAGUACCUACCUUAGAAGGCCUUAGUGAGAAAGAGAGCUAAUGUCUAUAAAAGUGCCUGGUGCAAGAUGCACUAAUUAAGUGUUGUUAAUUAGUUUAUCCCUCCCUUCCCUCAGGGGGGCCUGGUCCUGGCUCUUUGCUGCCAUCUAGUGGCCCUCUGUUAUCAUCCACAGCAGGAACCACAAUUCCAGCAACCUGGAGCAGAAGGGGAAGAAGAUUCAAACUACCAGUGUUUACUUUGUGUCCAGCACUCAGGGAGAUAUAUUAUGGGAAUACAAAAGUGAGUAAAAUAGCAUUUAGGAGGUGUUAUGGUGGUUAGGAUCAAGGGCUCGAGCCAAACAGCUAGGAUUGAAAUCCUGGCACUCAGCCACUGACUAGCUAUGUGACCUUGGGGGGCAAGUUACUUAAUUUCACUGUGCCUCAGUUUCCCCAUCUGUAAAAUGGGUAUAAUAAGAGUACCUACCUCGUAUAUGUAGAGUGCCUAGCAUAGUGCCGAGCACAUAAAUGUGUUUGAUAAAUAUACAUUAUUAUUCAUAGCAGGAGCUCGCAGUCUAAAAAGCCAGAUUGGAUAACUCUUAAGUGGGGUUGGCUGGUCCUCACAGAAACUGGAGUUCAGAGAUGGUAGAGAGCAGGGUGUGGAAGAUCCAGGGAAGAGGUUGCGAUUGAGAGGGGCUGCCCCUGAAAGGGUUUAGAUAAGCAAUGUUUAGAUCAGCAGAUAGGAUGAGGGCUGGCCAGUGCUCCAGAUGGGGAAAAGAAGCUGGCUAUCCAGUUUCCUACCUCGCAGGCCAGGACUGCCUCUUCUCAUCAAGAAGCAACUUUAAGCAGACGCCUCUGGAUGGCUGCUAGACCUCGUGCCAAGUUACAUAACUGCACUCUAUGCGGGGCCGGCUCGCAUCAAAAGAUGUGAUGUGGAGGUGGGGCCUGGGGUCCGGGAGUGUCUGAGCAGACCACGUGUGCUCACGUGUCCGUGGGCGGGUUUGUGUGAGCCUGUCCCACCCCACCCCUGGUCACUGUCACAAGCCUUGCCCUCUCCCUGCACCUUUCCCCUCAGGCUAUUUGGAUAAGGGGCACCUUAUACCUACAUUUCUAGCUUGACUGUGAACCUCUAGGUAAAUACGCAGGAAGGAUGUGUGAGCAGCCUCUUGGCCGUGGCACAAAUGCACGAAUCAAGGAGAUGAUCUUUUGUGUUAUGGGUGGAAAGGAGUCAGUGCAGGUGUGGGGGCCAAGUGUUGGCUGUGCAUUUUCCCUUUUCUUUAUGACCUGACCUCAGUAGCUUAAUGGAAAGUCAUGUACUUACAGCCGUAAGUUCCAGGCUAGUCAGCCACAGGAAUGUAGACGUAGGUGCCUUUCCCCUGGCGCAGUGCAGACUGCGGCCAUGGGGGCAAGUGGGAGCCCUGGCCUGGCCCACCUCUCCUGCUAGGCAUCUCUGACACUGACUGCCCUGCGGCCAGAGGUGGGCGCCCUUCCCUGUCUUUGGGUCUUGGCACCAAAUGUUCCCCUGGCCAGUUGUGCCCUGCCCUUCUCCCACUGGAGAACCGUUACAUUCUUCAGGAGCUGGUGUGCACUCACCCCUUCUCAUGCAGAAGGGUUAGCCACACCUGCCCUUAUGCGGCAGAAGCCUUCCAUUCCUGACCCCUUGGACACCUGUGACAUGGUACCAGAACACAGGCACCCUGUCACCUCUUCUAAUCCUCACCCAGUGGGUAUUGUGCUGUCCCCCUUUGAAAGAUGAGGAAAGGGGCACAGAGAAGUAAACUAACUUGCUUAGAGUAUUAAUGCAUUUUUUUCAUUCAGUUAGCAAAUAUUUACUUAAUUUCUGCUCUGUGCCAGGCACUGGGAACAUAUCACUGACUAAGACAGAUGCGGUCCCUGGGGAGCUUACAUUUCAUUGAGGAGGGAAACAAAGCACAUAACAGGAUGUGCAGACCAUGGCAAGUGCUUUCAAGGCAGUGAGGGGUGCUGAGAGUCACUGGGAAAGCCUCUCCCGCCCGGGGAAGGUGAGGGAAGGCAUUCUGAGUGGAGGCAGGGAGGUUUGAGUGCAGGGCAGGUGCAGAGAGGUGUGUGCCAGGUACAGAGAGCAAGAGCUGCACAGGCUAAGGUACGGAGGCAGCAGGGGCUAGAUCCUGGUCGGGCCAGCCGCCCAGACUGGGGUGGGGGCCAGGGUGGGGCCAGGCAAUCCAACUUCCUCCGCAGCCCAACACCCCCUUGCUUGGCAAGGUCUUUGGGUUUUACUCCUUGUGAAGGGAGAUCCUGGAAGUGUUUGAAACAAGCAGUAAAUAUUUUUGAUCUUUAAUCUUUGCUUUUUUUUUUUAGAAAUAAAUGGUGGAGCUGCUGUGGACCACAGAGAAGCACAUGUAAUUGUCUGCUUCUGAGUCUGUCUUUCCUCUUAGACUCAGCUUCUGUGGGUGGAGAUUGUAGCUUCCUUGGUCUGUUGCUUUCUAUAAACCAAACACCACAUCUGGAACAUAGGAGGUGCUCAGUAAACAUGUGCUGAAGGAGUACACACAUACAAGGCAAUGUGAUCCUUGCCAUUGGGGCCUGGGAGGUGAGUGAGGGCCCUGAGCCCUCUAGGGUGGACCCCUUUGCCCUCUCAACACAUCUAGAGCUAGCAGGGAGCGUCACUGAGAUAGGGACGUGGAAACAGACCUCCUGUCUCCUGGCGUCUGACAGUGACUGAGCAGAUUGCCUCAGGGGCCCCCAGUGAACUUCCAUAGAGUGGGAUGAUCUUCCUAAUGAGAGAAACUCACACAGAAGGACCUUAGGGUGCAUGUGCAUGCAUGUGCGUGUGGAUAUCAACUCUGCCCUUUCGGGACUAAAGCCAGUGGAGUAAGGAUCAGUGGCGGCUGUAUCAGGCUGCUCAUAGACUAUUUGUGCUUAAUCCAUCACUUGUGCCCUCUAACCAGCUGUAGGCUUCAGAGGACAGUGGGCAGGGUGAGAACGGGCUGGAAGUAGGAGGGCAGGCAUUUCAUAUAAGCAGGGAUGGGGGCAGCAGGGAGCUCCUGACAGUCCUCAGCGUUGGGCCUGGUGCAGGGCUCCACUGGUUCACCAGUGCUCACCUGGGCUGAGUCUGCACAGAGGGGGAAUGUGCGAAAGAGCAGUGGUGUGUUUUACCCCAGGGGCAGUUAUGCCCAGUGACCACUGUGUUUGACUCUCUCUUACAUUGUCUGUUAUGUCCACUCCAAAAAUGAAAACAAAGAGCUUUUCCCCAAAGAGUUCAAUCUCUAUGUAAGUUGUUCUUAAGAACUAAAACCCUAGAGCCAGGUUGCUGGAGGGCCAAAUUGACUGCUUCUAAGUUAUGUGAUCUUGGGCAAACAGCUUACCCUCUCAGAGCCUUCAUAACCCUAUUUGUGAAAUGGGAAGAAAAUGGCUCUGACUUUAGGUUGCUAUCAGCAGAAAGGUGACAGAGUAUAUGUGAAGGAGUAGCACUGUACCUAGCUCACGCGAGCACUCAGUGAGUGGUCAUAACUUAGGUAUAUUAAAGCCUGCACUGACUGUUCUUCCCACCAGGAAAGCGCGCGCGCACACACACACACAUACACACAUACACACAUGCGCGCGCACGCACGUUUGGGUGGGGGGGGAAAGCUCUGUUCUAAUGUCUCCCAGAGCCCAUAAGGAGGCCACGGGCUCUUAGUUUAGUGGGAACUGUCCAGCACAGACACAAUGCUUAGAGUUUCAUCCUCAGGCCUCAGAAAUGGUCAAGGAAGUGUUCUUAAAUGAGGAAAAUAACUUUGUGGCCCAUGAGGGGAAGGAGACCCCAGGGAAGGGUCUCGAAAGGGAGCACAGAACAAAUGGUGGGCUAAGAGACUGUCCAGAAUUUAGAUUUACUUCCCAAGAGAAGAUGGGGGAGGUGGUCCCGCCCCUUUGCAGAAGGCUGGAGCCCAAUGGGUGGAAAUGGCUAAAGGUCUUUUUAUUUUUAAGCUCAUGGAUGUCUAAUAUUCAACUUUAAGGGUUUUUUUUGUAUUUUUGCUAUGUAACCCCCCUUUGUCUCCCCAAAUCUUCAGUAAAGUCUGCUACAUACACAAAG